This is a messenger RNA of Gymnodraco acuticeps, 7410 nucleotides long. Its product is annotated as C2 calcium-dependent domain-containing protein 4C. The record is from RefSeq and is a predicted model, not a curated record. NCBI's taxonomy places the organism in Eukaryota, Metazoa, Chordata, Actinopteri, Perciformes, Bathydraconidae. Bases 1756 to 2997 code for a protein of 413 amino acids. The transcript is spliced from 2 exons.
AUGUAUAUGGUGAAUUCGGCCCUGCUUUAAUGGUUUCCUCCAUAGAAAGCUACAAAGUGAGAGUGCCGUGUGAGAUUGAGUGAAAUCAAAUAACAAUGUUUUUACCCCUGGAAAAAGAAAACAAGAUGACUUGUGGUUGGGAUAUCCUUGUUUUUAUACCCACGUUUCGUGACACUUGCAGCACAUAAUGUUCACAAAAAUUAGGUGGUUAAAACCUAACCUAACCUACUUCAGUAAACGCAACAGCAGUGAAAUACUCUGUGACACGUCAGUUCACAUGUUUACUCCUAAAUAAAAGUACACAGUUAUUGGCUUUGAAAUAUACUCAAAUCACCCAAAGUAAAAGUACUCAAGAUGUAUGAUUGGUGGCAGCAGCUCAGUCUGUAGGGACUUGGCUUGGGAUUUAAAGGGUUGCUGGUUCAAGUCCCGAUUGGACCAAACAAAAGGAGUGUGGACUGGUAUCUGAGGUGUCGGUUCAUCUUCUGGGCAUUGCUGAGGUGUCUUUGAGCAAGAAACCAAACCUCCCAAAUGGCACCGGAAAAACCUGGAAGCCACUUUGCUCUGACACCUCUCCAUAGAAAAUAUGUAUGUGUUGUGCAUAUCUGAAUACAUGUGUGUGUUUGUACUGUGUGUCUUCAGCAGCAGAGUGAACAAAGGGUUGUAUUCUUCUUCAUAUUGGCUCUUAUAUUGUACAAUGUGCACAUUUGUACUCUAAGUUCCCCAUCUCUGUGUUUGUCAUAUGGAUGAAGUAGAGAAGAAAUUACAAUUUGUCUUCCUGAGUUGUCAAAGAAUAAAGUUAUUUUGAAAUACUCAAUGUACAAGUACAUCAAGCUAAUUCUAAAUCCUCUGUUGAUUGUAUAUACUCUGUUACUAAGUAAAUGUAUACAGUACUGUUCCUUUAGUAUGAAUAUAUAAAUAUAUUGAUAUCAAAAUACACGUCAAGUACCAAAGUAAAGAUUGUCUUGCCUUCAUUUUCAAAUCAUACAGUUAAAUGAUAUGGUUAUUAUGUCUUAUAUGUCGUCACAGCUGGUAAAGGUGAAGCUAAUUUUUAUACAUAUGUAUACUGCUGCUGGAUGUCUUAACCUAUAAUUAUGUAAACUUGUAUUUAUUAUAUAUUCUAUUUGAGCUGAAUCUGUAAAGUUAAUAAAGCAGUCAAAUCAUUUUAGUGGAGCAAAAAGUACAAUAUUGUCUUAAGUGUAGAAGAAGCAUAACGCAUACAAUAUUAAGGCAAGGUAAGGUAUACGUUUAUUUAUGUAGCACAUUUUCAGACACAGAGCCAAUUCUUUACAACACUUACUAAUAAGACACCAGAAAGGAAUACAAUAAAUAACCAUAAUGGAAUAACAGAUUCAUAAAAACCAUGCAUAAAAGAGAUACAGAAUAGUCUAAUAUAAGUAACUCUAAAUGUACUUCAGUAAAUCUUUUUCCCAGGUUCACUUUGUGACUGGAUCUGUGGCUGCAGGUUAAACAUGUAACCUGUUAGAUUCCUCUGAUAUGUAACCAGUAUGUUUUUGUCCACUUCUCCUGGAUGGAGCGCAGUUUGAUCUCAUUGGUCAGCUGCAGCCUGAGCCGGAUAUAAAGCCCGGAUCUCCGCAGCAGAGACCGACUGAAGGCGCAGAGCAGCGCCGCGCAGCGCACAGCUUACCGUGGAGAAAAUACCUGUUGCCACGGAGCGAGUGGACUAAGACGAGUUAGUGUCUUCUACUCACCUGACUGCUCUCCACACACCCACACCUCCCACAGUCCGGUGGGACCAUGUGGGUUCUGGAUAAGAUCCGCGGCUCGGUGGAGACCAGCGUGCUGCGUCAGGGCGAUAACGCAGAUAGGAAAGGCGUCCCCUACAGCAACGUCCUCACCCCGGACCAGAUCCCGGACUUCUUCAUUCCUCCGAAGCUGGUCAGCGGCGCCCCGGAGCCAGAGCUUCUUCAAGUGAAACCCAAAGAGACUCUUCAACCUUCAGCAGCGUUGGAGCAGAGUAAUGGCGGCGGCAGGAAGAUCAGCAGCCCGAGGAGUCCCCGCCUGGUGGCCAAGAUCGCCGGCGACACCAAGAACCUUCUGCGAGCCGCGAACCGCCACAUCAUCCAGAUCGAGAGCGCGGACGAUGUUGGCGACACCAACGCAGACCCUCAGUCGCAAACCGCCAUGUCCCUGCCUUACGUUCCCAAGACUCAAACACCGUACGGUUUCGCGACGUUGAAGGAAAGCCCUCACACUCGCCGCAAAGAGUCGCUUUUCCACUGCGAGCUCAGCAGCCCCAUCUCCUCCCCGAACACCCAGAGGAGGACCCACGGGAGGAGCAGCGAUGCGGGGAACCAUCUCAACCCCGCCGACUGCAACAGCUCCCACAUGAACCCGUACCGCUACUUCAGCGGAGGCGAGAGCGACACCUGCUCCUCCGCAGAGUCCUCGCCCUUCAGCUCUCCGUUGCUUUCCCGCUCGGCCUCGCUGCUCAAGAUCUUCACGCAGGAGACCCAGGCCAAAGUCGUGAAGGUCAAGCGGACGUUCGCUCGCCAUAGCUCCCUCUCCACUGAUGAGUGCAGCUCGGCAGAACCAAGCCCCAACAUCCAGCGGCGGCUCCACGGUCCUUCCUUCGGUGGGGCUGGGCUGUCGGACCACCAUCGGGAACACACCGUCAACCUGCACAAAGGUGGGACGAUGAGGAUCAGCGCCAACUACGACGCCGGCACCUCCCGCCUGCUGAUCCGCGUUCUGGCCGCGGAGAGUCUCUAUGACAAGCACUUUGACAUCAAGAGCAUCAACUGCUGCGUGUCCGUGUACCUGAACCCGGGAAAGAUGCAGAAGCAGAGGAGCAACAUCAUCAAGAACAGCCGCAACCCGGUGUUCAACGAGGACUUCUUCUUUGACUCCAUCAGCGCCGUGCAGGUGAAGAAGCUGUCGGUGAAGUUCAAGGUGGUGAACAAAGGCACGAGUCUGAAGAGGGACAACCUGCUGGGGGAGCGAGAGGUGCUCCUGACCAAGCUGCUCUCCGGGGUGUAAAGCACCUGGAGGUCAGAGGGGGGGGGGACACAGAUUGAACGACAAAUUAGAUGUAUGCACUGGUUUCUACUCAUACUACUGUUUUUAUUCCAAUAUAUGUAAACAGAGUGGACUUUACGAUGAAGAAGAAGUAUUGAAAUAGAGACUUUCUUUUUACACCAGUCAUCAAAGGAAACUUGAUGUAAGGAUUUAUGGUGUUGGACGUUUCCCUGGUUCCUUCUGCUCAUUAAACCCAGCCUGGCUCGACAGCAGCAGAUGAAUUUCACAGAUGAAAGCCAACCCUCUAGCCCACUCCCUUGACUGGUUCAAAGGUUGCACAACAUCUGUGCAUCCAUCGCUGCCCUGCACUACUGUGUUCCUCGUGGUGUUUAUCAUUCUAAUGGGACAUAAAUCCACAGCAGCGCAGGAUGUGAAGCUACACUAUCUGCGCGGCGUGUUCGGCACAAAGAUGCUUUUGUGAAUCAGAGCUUUGAAGUGGCACUACAUCCUGAUGUGCAAAUGAACCUUUGAUCCCAGUCCUCCUGCAUGGGUGGGCGUCAGACAAACAAUAGGCACAUUUACAUGCAGAUCUGAAAAAUGAUUAUAAUGCAAAGCCCUAAUUGCCACAAUCUGUCAGUAUAGUUAUUAACGGGAUGAAGAGUUCCAGGAAAUGUCUAGGUUGUGCCUGUUAUUUUAACAAAGCGUUAAAGUAAAGGUUCCCGCAAACACACGUUUUAUUUAAGUCAGUUGUUCUAACUUAAAUGAAUUGUGUGAAUCCUUGAGGUGUAACUUACUUAUAAGUUCAAAUCCUGCAUUGUUUACUUCCUAGUUUGCUUUGAAGCGAUCGUCUCCUUGACAGCAUCUGUGGGUGCAUUGAUACGUUUUGAAUUUAGCAGAACAUUGAAAAACCAACGAUAGAAUGAGGAUUGCUAAUUGAAAAUAACUACGUUUAUUUUUCUUGAAACCUGCGCAGGAUUGUUUUACCCGUUUUAUCUUCCAAGUUGUAUUACAAGCUAAAUACAAAUAAAAGGUUGCUACUCGUGCAACAUUGAGAGACUCGUUUACAAACUAGCUAAUUUCUAUUGGAAACAGGUCCAAAUAUUCUUACCGCCCUUUGUAUUUUCUAUAAAAUCUAGGUUUUCAAAACUCAUUGUCCAGAAUAAGUUCACACAGGCUGGAGGAAUCUGGAGCUGAAAGGAAGAACAUAUGAUAAACGUUCCCUCAUUUCAAUUUCAGUUUGGCUGAUGAGAUAUUUGGAGCCUUUUGAGGAACCUGUGAGCACGAUCCACUGCACCCUGUCACGAAGGCCUCAUUCACUGUGGGCACCUUGAUUAAAUCUCGUGCAACCAGGCAACGAGCUCUCGCCUCGUCUUCACUCUGCAUUCAGACCGGUUCCAUAACGCCGUCUUAUUCUGCACAGACUCACAGUCCAAGAUGAUUACUUUAGUUUCCCUUUUUUUCAGGCAGUCACGCAGCCUCAUUGAAAUCUGCCUCUCCAACCUUCUUCUCUAAAGCACUUCACAUAUUUCCAGUUGUUGGAUAAUUUUGAUCUCAAUGGGACAAGAAAUUAGCUGAUUAAAAAGCUACACUUGUCUGUCAUGUAAAGCGAAUUUAACAGUCGGCCAUUUAUGCAACCAGUGCCGCUGCCUUAGUCCCAGUAUUGGCAGAUACAGUACCUGUGUGCAUGUUAAUGUAUUAAAUGUCUCAUAUGAGAAUAACAGAGCACUGUAGUAACAGUUGCAUGGCACACAUGUCACUGACAUACUGGUGUUUGCAUGAAAUGUUCAAAGUGUGAUGAAACCCUAAAGCCUUACGAUGUAUAUGUGUGUGUGAGAAUGAGAGAAAGUGUGUGUGUUUUGAUUAGCAUGACAUUUUGUCCUAUGUUUUCUAUGUACGACAUGUUUUGUAAAAUGCUUUUGUUGGAUUUGUACUGUAUAUAUAUCUACAUAAUGUACUAGCUUCUACGAUUGUCAGCCAAUUAUGCACCAGCGAGUGAGCAGUGAUCAUGAGAGGCAUUUUAAUUACGCCUGUUUCAACUUUAAUUACGCCCAAGGGGAAGAGGUAGAAAUGUCAAGAGUCAAAUAAGGAAAACAAGGUAACGAGGAAGACAAUAUUGAGUGUUUUGACGUAAAAAGCAGCUCUUUGGAUUAUGAGAGCAGACAGAAAAUAAAUCAGAGACAUCACAGAGAUGCAAAUUACUGAGGCGCCUCACACACAAAGAGCCUUUCUCUCACCUGGUGAUUGUCGCUCCCUUGUAGCACUGUUGUUGAUAUGCUCUCUCUAUAUAUUCGUUAUACACAGUGAAACUGCUGGUCGGCUUUGUUUUGGUGUGAAAGUCAGUGAUCUGUUUCCUGCUCGUACAGUUAUAGCAUGACUAACAUACUUCAGUGGUGACUUUCAGUGGAUUCAUAUCGUGCAGUGGUGAGUCCAAUGUGCUCUGAUUCUAGAUGAAGAUUUACUGCUGACACAAAUGUUUUUUACACCUGAAAUAUUGUUGAUUCAAAUAGAGUUCUGUUUUGUAUUAUUAGAAACAAUUGCUUAUGUGGCUUAUCAUUUAAUAGAAUGGAAAUGCAGAGAGGAAAACAAUAAACAGUAAUCUGAUUACCUCUGCUUACAUAUCUGAAGUCAUAUUAGGAGGUUAUAUCAGCGUUACACCUUUUUAAGUCUAAUGCGUUUCAAUCACAAUGAAGACUGACAGAUGGAAGAAAGGGGCCCUAUUCUGCUCAUUUUCAGGUUCAGGUUCAUAUUUGUAUUUAGUGUCUCUACUGUGACAUGUUUCCAUGCUUUAAUGUUAAUGCAGCACCUCUUUUCACCCUCUGUCUGAAACCAGAGCCCAGUCUGCUCUGAUUGGUUAGCUGGCAUGCUCUGUUGUGAUUGGUCAACCGCUUAGGGAUGUCCCGCCACUUAGCUUAUCACGUACAAUGUGUUGGAGCGCUGGCCAAUAGGAGCGUGGGUGUUACAUAGUGAUGUCACUAUUUUACGGAUGUAAACAAAGAAGUCCAAUUGAGGCGUUUCAGGCAGGGGGGGGGAGUGUGUCGGAAACCCCCAAAAGCAUUACAUUUGACAACUUUUGUCAAAACAUUGGAUUUAUUGAAUUGGUUUGUUCACUUCUGAUUGCUCUGUGGAUAGAUUUUAAGCUGAGCCGGAGGUUUACCACAUAUAUCUAUACAUAUAUUUAAUAAUGUUAAGAGCAGAUUACUCCUGAUAAGCACACUUGACUGCUUCUGAGAAAACACACAUAAAAAACAAACGGUUUAAAAAUGAUGAUGAUUUUGAUUCUUAUCACUGUUGGGGAAAAAAGGUUUUGCCAUUGGAAACAAUGUUGUUGCAACCAAGAAAAAUGAUCCUCUGUUUGAGUAGACAUUUCAUUUCUAUUGUACUUUCUACAACAAUACUGAAAUAAUAUGCCUACCUGCACCUUUAAAGCUAAUUAACAAUGCACUAUAUUGGGUGAAUUAAUUAAUACACACUAAAUUAUAGCCUUGACACAAUUGUGUUUUCAAGCCCCCUAAAUGUUAAGACUAGUUACCAUUGAAUUUAAUCUGAAAUGCAAUUCAAGAUUUUGAAUUGCAGUUUAAUUUGUUACAAUUCCAACAUUACAUAUUUCUGUUGUUAAAUUUGAAUAAAAGUCACAUAUUUUUUGUUAUCAUUUUGACAAAUAAGAAAUAAAUUGUUGAUAUUUUUAUUAGAAACUAGUCAAAAUUGCAUUAUGGAUCAUACUGUCAGUGGGCUUGAAUACUAACGAGUCAAAAAGCAAUUGUUGAUGCAAUUAAUGCUCCUGAUUACAUGUUGAAAUCUUUGCAGGUGUUCUGAUAUUGUAAAAUGUGGACGUGUUUGUCAAGCUUACAACCAACAAAGCAAUCAGGAUUCUCCCUCUGAGAAACGUAAUGGUAACGAACCAACAAACAGACACCAUUAUUCCCAGAGUCACGAACAUUGUGUGGUCAAAACAAGGUUGUUUAUUUAAAAUGUUGAUCUUUGUUUGGCAACGGGGGAAUUACAGGAAUCACCUUUCCUGUCAUCCUGCUGCUGGGAAAUCCGCUCGUAUCUCCGCACUCAAUAGCUGUUUAAUUGAAUAGGGAGAGACUUGACUGAUAACAUUUAAAAUGAGAAUUGAGUAAAGUGUGAGUGCCGCUGUGUGUGAGAGUGAUGGAUGUUGUUUUUCAUUGACGUUUAAAAUAUAUUGUACAUAGGCUCGAGUCUGAAUGUCUUGGCAGGAUCUCUCUGAAAAAUGAAAAGUGCUUGUCCUUUACUUGACACCGAAAUCUUUCAUUUAUUUCCAGACGUAGAUGAAGACGCUGUUGCUGUUUUCUGUUGUGAGUCUGGAUUGUGCAGCUAGAUCCCUUUUUUUUACUGUGAUGCUACAACCUCUGACUGUCUGCUUGUAUACUUGUGGAUGUGAAAAACUUUAAUUAAAGGAAAAGUUCUACAGCA